AUGUCUUCAGCUGAAAAGGACUACAACGAUAUGACACCCGAGGAACGUGAGGUACACGAUAAGGCUGCUCGCGAGAAAGAAGAGGCCGAACAAGCUCAAUUGCCUUACAAGUGGCGACAGACAUUGCAGGAUGUUGAUGUGACCAUUCCUGUUCCCAAAGGCACCCGUGGACGUGAUUUGCAAGUGGAGCUCAAGAAAAAGUAUAUCAAGGUGGCAUUGAAGGGUCAAUCGCCACUUAUCGAGGGCGAGUUAUGCAAAGAAAUCAGGGUUGAUGAUAGCACUUGGACACUUGACAACCAGCAAGAAGUAUCGGUGCAUUUGGAAAAGAGCAAUCAAAUGACAUGGUGGGAGAACGUCGUGACAAGUGCACCCAAGAUUGACACCAAAAAGAUCCAGCCUGAAAACUCAAAAUUGGAUGAAUUGGAUGGCGAGACACGAGCCAUGGUGGAAAAGAUGAUGUUUGAUCAGCGUCAAAAGGCGAUGGGAUUGCCUGAUAGCGACACUUUAAAGAAGCAAGAGAUCUUUAGCAAGUUCAAGCAACAGCAUCCUGAGAUGGACUUUAGCAAUGUAAAGUUUGAGUAA
This is a messenger RNA of Lichtheimia ornata, 582 nucleotides long. RefSeq lists its product as uncharacterized. NCBI's taxonomy places the organism in Eukaryota, Fungi, Mucoromycota, Mucoromycetes, Mucorales, Lichtheimiaceae. The transcript has 6 exons. Gene Ontology annotation, cellular component: cytoplasm. Bases 1 to 582 code for a protein of 193 amino acids. The record is from RefSeq and is a predicted model, not a curated record. Gene Ontology annotation, biological process: protein folding.